Molecule: messenger RNA, 3351 nt
Organism: Gadus chalcogrammus (walleye pollock)
Lineage: Eukaryota; Metazoa; Chordata; Actinopteri; Gadiformes; Gadidae
Product: cytochrome c oxidase assembly factor 3 homolog, mitochondrial
Exons: 2
Coding region: 110-472 (120 amino acids)
Biological process (GO): mitochondrial respiratory chain complex IV assembly
Cellular component (GO): mitochondrial inner membrane
Source: RefSeq, a predicted model, not a curated record
CAAUGCCUUCUGGGUACCUGUUCCUUACGAAAGCAACUAGAUCUUCAAACGAUCCGGAUAAACAAAUCAGAUCCUCGCUGUCUGGAUUACAGCCAUCGUUUUGUUUGAAAUGCAGCGGAAGCUGGUUACACUAUCAAACGAUAGGAACCAACCUUGCACUCCAUGUCCAAAAAUGGCUGACAAGACACCGAAAGAGUCUUCAGCGCCUUAUGCGACCAGGAUAGACCCCAUGAAGGCUGAGCUUUCCAACGAGCACAUACACUUCAUCAGACAAGUGGAGCUCCAGCAAUGGAAGAAGAGGGUGGGGACGCUCCGGACGCGGAACGUGCUGACAGGACUGACCAUCGGAGCCCUGGUAGUGGGCAUCUACGGCUACACGUUUUACUCUGUGUCCCAGGAGCGGAUCAUGGAUGAUUUAGAUCAAGAGGCCAAUCUUGCAAGACUGAGGGAACCCAAGACCGGUGCAAACUGACCAUAACCCUAACCCCCCCCCCCCCAGCCGCGAUGCUUCGGAUCUCAGCUGCAGCUGAACCUGAGGAAGAGCAAUGUAUGGACAUAACUGCACUGUUUCCCCCGACUGGCAUUUCUGAGGCGCUUACGGACUUUUCUAUCCUUAUUGUAUAGGGUGUUGCGGUGUUAUGUUGCCAAACUGAAUCCACCGGUGGUAUGUUGAUUGAUUAAUGUGUUCGAUUAAAUGUCUAAUCAUGAAAUGACUGAGCCUAAUGAUGAACCUCGUCAUCGCCGUCUGAAAGUAACUGCUGCUGUAUGCAACUCAAAAUACACUAAAGCAAAGACCUGAGAUUAAAAAACAUAAGUCAUGCAUUGAUCUUCUGCGAUAUUAAUGAAGCAGAUGAAAUAAAAUACCUGGGGCCUCAAAGCGGCCCCAGGGAUGCGUCAAUCUGUUCUGUUUAGUAUACCAUCAUUCCAUGUUUAUGAUUUUGAUUUACAUUAGUCAUGUGGAAUUGCUGGAAUUAAUAUUUUACAACCCAAUUAUAGUAUCCGAUAAAAAUGUCACCUUGAGACAGCCCAUGACAAAAUCAUGAAUUUCAAGAUAAAAACAAACAAGACAGUAAUUGCAAUAACAUUUAUUCAAUUUCUCAAAAUAUAAUUCAUGGAGCUUGAUCCAGCCUCCAAUGUCAUGGGUUACGAUAUAAAAUAAGACAUCGCAAAAAGAAAGGCACAGAUUCAGCCUGAAAGGACAGCAGCAUUAAAGAGAAAUACAAUUCAAUAUUUACAUUUAAAAUGUAUAGAUGCAUAAGGUUCUCUUUUGAAUAUAUUACGGAAAUCUUAAAACAGAUAUCUGGAGGGAGGGGAGUGUUUCAUGUAACUAAGGCAACGGCUAGAGGUUCACAGCUUUUAAAGAUCUCUAUAUACAACAAAAUACUAGCAAACUUUAACCUUGGGAUUGCAGUUAAUAUAGUGGAAGUAUACACAACAUUUUGUUUCAUCCAUUUGGAAUAAUAUAAUUGAGUUCUCUGUGAAGAAAAGACACCCCAAGAGGAAAAAGAUUAAACGAACCAGAACACAUUUGUUGUCCGAUAUUAUUUUACACGUUAUUGUACACGUAUAAGAGCAAAUAUAAAGGACUAAAGUGCGGAAGGUGCUUAAUCUAUCAGGCAACAAGUCAGUUGAUUAUGCUUACGCAAGAAAUAUAUAGUUGAAAAGAUCUUUAGUUUCCUCAUAAGGCUAUAAGCAAAAAUAUUUUAAAUAAUGCAAAAAUACACAUUACAAAGGGAAGGCCAGCGGUCAAAUCCCAAAUAAAAUAAAAACAAAACAAUUUGUUCCAUCGCUAUUUAAGAAAAGUCCACUUUUUUUUAUUGCCAUUUAACUUGUUCUAUUUUAUCGAACAGCUAUACAAUGAUCUUAAUCUAGGAGAAGGAUAACAAAUGAAACUCACACGGUUAAGCAAACACUUUCAGAGUGCUGAUUGUCAGCGUCUCGAUUGGGUGUUGACGCGCUCAACAGAUCACAUCCUAAUCCUCAGAGGGGAACAUGAUGGGAACCCACAAGAUCACAAUAGCCUCCCAAGACUACUCAACAGAAGUCUGCUGCGAGUACAUAUUUCAGAAUCCUAGCUAAGCCUCAAUAUCCUGAAGCCCUUGUGCUUGAUAAAAUAUCCCCACAAAUACCUUUUUAGACUAGGUAAAGUAUGAUAAAGCUUUUCGAAAUACAUGUGAUCAACAUGUAAUUAGGCUGAAAUGUACAAUCUCUUUUCAGUAAUAGGAAGGCAUUAACUAUACAAAUAAUAUUGUCUUCCACAGAGGCUACACUCAGAAAGCACUGUUUCAUAAAUAGACUGCAGCACGUUGCCUCUCAUUAUCCCAAACCUUUACCAAGGUCAGUCAAACGUCAGCGGCAGUGAGACAGAAACAAGAAGAAAUAAAAAAUUAAUCGAGUUGGCUUAAUACAGAAGCUUUGAUCCCUCCAUAUUCACAAAACACUAACGUGGAAUUGAACACACGGUUCAGCAAUCUGUUUAAAGCAAAUUCACAUGAGAUCAGCUCUCCUUUUGUUUUUUGGUUUGGUCCAAGUCUUGAGAUAACCACGUGAAUAGUUUAGUAGGUAGUUGAUAGCCACCGUUGCAAUGAAUUCACCGGUCCCAAUCUAGGGGCUUUGGUUCCUGUGUCAAUAGGAUGUAGAGAUUGUGGAGAUGAAUUCCUGUUGACAGUGACAGUGCCUUGUGUUCGAGGGCUUGUAUUGUCUUCAGAGAUGACGGGAAUACAUUUCUGGUGUCAGUGAACCGAUUGAGAAUGAGCGUAAGGAUCGGUUUGACCGCUGCAGUCAUUACUCGGAUGAGGUAGUCCGGAUGUGAACGCUUGCUGGGCUGAAGGUUCUUACUGGGGAAGGAGAGGAGAAACAAUGCAUCAUGUAAAUAUUUCCACUUAGCUCUGUGAAAAGUGAAAACCAGUAAAAAAUGUUGUUGGGUUCCCUGGCCCAGUGGUUCCCAGUCAGUGUGAUGGUCACGGAUGUAGGUCAAAGCAACGCUAGUAAGGGAUCGAAAACAAAGUAUCUCCUAUGUAAAAUAUAACUAGUACUAUUAAAGAUUUAUUUAAUUAUUCCACUUGAUACCAGUUCUCGCUCCAUUUCAAUCCAUAUUAUGACCCCUAAAGAAUUAGCCCGUUGUAUUUUGCUGAGGCUGUAGUAUCUGUAUGUUUCCCUGGAGAUCGGAGCAUGGCGUUUGAUGUCAGGAACAUGGAGGUUCUCUCACCAUUCUAUUGAUGUCCGUGGAGAAGGUCACCCCUUUGCUUGGUUUGUCCUGUGAGCUGCUGCUGCUGCUGCUGCCGCCACCCAGGGAGUUCCUCCUGAUGAUGCCUGGGAAAACAAACAAGACAGGGCAUCAAUUACAAUUAC